Molecule: messenger RNA, 1015 nt
Organism: Cynara cardunculus var. scolymus (artichoke)
Lineage: Eukaryota; Viridiplantae; Streptophyta; Magnoliopsida; Asterales; Asteraceae
Exons: 1
Coding region: 21-890 (289 amino acids)
Molecular function (GO): S-adenosylmethionine-dependent methyltransferase activity
Source: RefSeq, a predicted model, not a curated record
GAAAUUUUAUCUUCUAAAAAAUGGGGAAAACAGGAAGGGAUUGGACUCAGAUCUACGCAAUCUACGGCAUGGACGAUUGGCAAACACCGGUGUUUCUCCUAAUCCAUGCGAUCUUCUUCUCAGCAUCCUCUGUCCUCUUUCUCAUAUACUUCGAUUGGAUCUGCUCCUCUUUUGAAGCAAUUCUCCCAGCCGUUUUUUCCAGCGGUUUCGCUAGAUUCGCGGCCGGUUUCACCGGCUCUGUUACGGCUCUCUCCGGCGUAUGCCUCUUCUACGCUUCCGGCAACAUCUUCUACUCCUCCGCAGCACUUCGCUGGGACAUGGCGCAACGCAUGGUAGGCGCCGUCCACGACUGGUCAACCGUCAAGACCGCCCUUGACGUCGGCUGCGGCCGCGGCAUCCUUCUCAACACCGUCGCCAUGCAGCUCAAAAAGGAAGGAAGCUCAGGGCGAGUCGUCGGGUUAGAUCGGAAGAACACGACGUUAUCAACUCUUCGAACCGCCAGUAUGGAAGGAGUGCAAGAGUACGUCACCUGCCGCGAGGGAGACGCGCGUAGGCUUCCGUUCCCGGACAAUUACUUCGACGUGGUGGUAUCGGCGGGGUUCGUUCACACGGUAGGGAAGGAAUUCGGGCAGAAGACGGCGGCGGCAGCGGCGGAGCGGAUGAGAGUGGUGGGGGAAGUUGUUAGGGUUUUGAAGGAGGGUGGGGUUGGGGUCGUAUGGGACCUGGUUCACGUGCCGGAGUACGUUCAGCGGUUACAAGAAUUGAAGAUGGAGGACGUCCGUGUGUCUGAGCCGGUGACGGCCUUCAUGGUCUGUAGUCACAUCGUAUCAUUUCGCAAGCCAAGUCAGCACGUUGUGGGUCCCAGUGAGGUCAGAUUAGACUGGAGAUAAAUGGAUUUUUUAUAUAUUUAUUAUCCAUUAAAAUGUAACUGUCUAUAAAUCGUCAACUUUUUAUUUCUUAUAUAUUUCACAUUACCUUCGCAAGAACUGUAAACAUAAUCAUAUACAAUAUUUUU